CCGCCAUGGGGAAGCCGGCGAGGAAGGGAUGGGACUGCAAGCGGUUCCUGAAGAAUAACUGGCUGCUGCUCUGCACCGUGGCCGCGGUGGUGUUAGGCAUUAUCAUCGGAGUCUUGGUUCGAGAACACAGCAAGCUCUCAAAUUUGGAGAAAUUCUACUUUGCUUUUCCUGGAGAAAUUCUAAUGAGGAUGCUGAAACUCAUCAUUUUGCCAUUAAUUAUAUCCAGCAUGAUUACAGGUGUUGCUGCACUGGAUUCCAAUGUAUCUGGAAAAAUCGGUCUGCGUGCUGUCGUGUAUUAUUUUUGUACCACAGCCAUUGCUGUAAUUCUAGGAAUUGUGCUGGUGAUGAGUAUCAAGCCCGGUGUCACCCAGAAGGUGACUGAAAUUGAUAGGACUGGCAGCACACCUGAAGUCAGCACUGUAGAUGCCAUGUUAGACCUCAUCAGGAAUAUGUUCCCUGAGAACCUUGUCCAAGCUUGUUUUCAGCAGUACAAAACGAAACGUGAAGAAGUGACUCCUCCCAGUGAUCCAGAGAUGAACAUGACUGAGGAGUCCUUCACAGCCAUGAUGACAACUGCUCUUCCUAAGAACAAAACAAAGGACUACAAAGUUGUAGGCAUGUACUCAGACGGCAUAAAUGUCCUGGGCUUGAUUGUCUUUUGCCUCGUUUUUGGACUUGUCAUUGGGAAAAUGGGUGAAAAGGGACAGAUUCUGGUGGAUUUCUUCAAUGCUCUGAGUGAUGCAACCAUGAAAAUCGUUCAGAUCAUUAUGUGUUACAUGCCUCUUGGUAUUUUGUUCCUGAUUGCCGGGAAGAUCAUAGAAGUCGAAGACUGGGAAAUUUUCCGCAAGCUGGGCCUUUACAUGGCCACAGUCCUGACUGGGCUGGCAAUCCACUCCAUUGUAAUUCUCCCACUGAUAUAUUUCAUAGUUGUAAGGAAGAACCCCUUCCGGUUUGCUCUGGGAAUGGCCCAGGCUCUCCUGACAGCUCUGAUGAUCUCUUCCAGUUCGGCAACACUGCCUGUCACUUUCCGUUGUGCUGAAGAAAACAACCAUGUGGACAAGAGGAUCACGAGAUUUGUGCUGCCUGUCGGUGCUACGAUCAAUAUGGAUGGGACUGCACUCUAUGAAGCUGUGGCGGCUGUGUUUAUCGCACAGCUGAACGACUUGGACUUGGGCAUUGGGCAGAUCGUCACCAUCAGUAUCACAGCCACAGCUGCGAGCAUUGGGGCUGCCGGUGUGCCCCAGGCCGGCCUGGUGACCAUGGUGAUCGUGCUGAGUGCCGUGGGCCUGCCUGCUGAGGACGUCACCCUAAUCAUCGCUGUUGACUGGCUCCUGGACCGGUUUAGGACCAUGGUCAAUGUGCUCGGUGAUGCUUUUGGGACAGGCAUCGUGGAAAAGCUCUCUAAGAAGGAACUGGAGCAGAUGGACGUUUCAUCUGAGGUCAACAUUGUGAACCCCUUUGCCUUGGAAUCGACAAUCCUCGAUAACGAAGACCCAGACACCAAGAAGUCAUAUGUCAACGGAGGCUUUGCCGUGGACAAGUCUGACACCAUCUCGUUCACCCAGACUUCACAGUUCUAGAGCCCUGGCAUCAGGUGACUGGGAAGGAUGAAGGACUUCUCCGUGAGGGUCAUCUCAUAGCAAAUUCAAACAUUAAAUAAGGAAAAGAAAAGCACUAAUGACCAGUUGUACAUUUGAUUCAGUAGACCUCCAGGUUAUUUUCUAUACUUGGAUUCACAGCCUUUGCUCUCCUGGUUUUGAGAUUUAAGGGUGGAGUAAGAUGAAAGGAAGCUGAUUAAAAGGAAAAUUGUAUUAUCUGGGUUUUGAAAAUUCUGUGAGACAAAGUUUGGAAGUAUGUAAAAUAGUUAACUGUUAGAAUUACAUAAUGGAUAUGGAAGAAAAACUGCUUUCUCAUGCACAGACCAGUAUUUUGGGUUUUUAAAAUAUUCUGUCAUUAGUUACAAAUUUCUACUCAGGCUUUCUAUUGGCAUGGAUUUCCUUGGCCCUCUCACUUUUUUACAGAUUAUAAUGCCUCUAAAAACCUCUCCCCAGAUAAUGUGCCAAAUUAUUCAUUUUGAACUCAUCUCCAGCCAAUCUCUAAGAAACUUCUUGAAAGAAAACAGACCAGCACAGUUCUGCAAUAACAAUUUCAAGAUGGGCAUAGGGUUUGGGGGGAAGGGAGAGGGUUCUUUUUUAAAUGUACUGUAUGGGACACUGGUAACUGUUCACCCCAGUGUUCAGCAUAGACCUAUCUAUAUAUAUGUGUGUGUGUGUGCGUGUGCGCGUGUGUGUAUAUAUAUUUAUUAUUUUCAUAUAAUUUGCCAGAUAGAGAUCAGAGUUGAACUGUCAAUGUGAAAUAAAGAGCUCUGAUGUACUUGAAUAAUAACUACAAUUCCAACCCAGGUCUGCUUCAGGGUUUCUCAGGAGCACUAGGAUGAGAAAUCACAUUGUUUGAUCCUUUCACUUCUGUGUAUCAGCCCUAAAUCAGAGGUGUAUUACAGUGAUACUCCAAGGUGGCAUAGCCAUUCACUCACAACUUCCAGAUUCAAACUGCCUGGAGGGAAUCCAUGUCAGCUCUAUAUAACAUUGCAUACAAAGACUGGAAUGUUCUUUUAUUCAAUUAGAAGGCUUCGUUCUUCCAAGUUCAUUCAUAUCCGCUUAAAGAGGCCGGUACUUUGCCACCCUUGCACUUUUGUAUCCACUGGGGCCCAAACAAUAGUGGCAAGCUACCAACUAAGUUGUAUUUUAAUACAGAUUCUGUGGAUUGAACAAGACACAUUACAGAAAAAAGCUGUCUCUACCCUGGAUUCUUGCAAAGUAAAUCCCAUGACAUGAGAUGUUGAUAUCAGUGGUUCAGGGGAGAUUCUUCCAUUCUACCAUACUUGUCUCCUCCUCCAGAAAGGACUGUUGUAACUAGCAAUCUUGGCCCUACUCAUUAAAACCCUCUGCUUGUCAUUCUCCUCCUAAUUUAUGAAGAUAGCUUAUCAAAGUCUGUGCUUCAGUUUUCAUCUUGUAAAUAAUGCUUAACAUACUCCUGUAUUUACACUGAGAUCUAAAAUAAUUAUGUUUCUGCAGUAUUGUGUAGCCAACUUAAACCUGUGCUUUUCGAUUUAAGAAACCAGAAAUUGUGCCAAAGAUAGCAGAUAGCAGAAGAGUAAAUAAACUCUCAGUAUUGACCACCUGCACCUGAAAUCUUCAACAGGAUGAUACUGAAUUGUAAUGUAAACAUCAUAAAUAGUGAGCAGUGAUUCAAUGUGAAUUUUAACAUGCAAAUAUUGGUAUUAUUUGUAGGAAAUAAAUCUAAAUAUAAAUGAA
Messenger RNA from Otolemur garnettii (small-eared galago), 3314 nucleotides. RefSeq names its product solute carrier family 1 member 1 (gene SLC1A1). Gene Ontology annotation, cellular component: plasma membrane. Gene Ontology annotation, biological process: L-glutamate transmembrane transport. The coding region runs from base 6 to 1580 and encodes 524 amino acids. Lineage: Eukaryota; Metazoa; Chordata; Mammalia; Primates; Galagidae. Gene Ontology annotation, molecular function: L-glutamate transmembrane transporter activity; L-cysteine transmembrane transporter activity; glutamate:sodium symporter activity. The transcript has 12 exons. The record is from RefSeq and is a predicted model, not a curated record.